Rhineura floridana is the source of this 6685-nucleotide messenger RNA. RefSeq names its product transmembrane protein 260 (gene TMEM260). The transcript has 14 exons. The coding region runs from base 804 to 2639 and encodes 611 amino acids. The record is from RefSeq and is a predicted model, not a curated record. Lineage: Eukaryota; Metazoa; Chordata; Lepidosauria; Squamata; Rhineuridae.
AGACCUACCUGUCUAGGACCCAAGAGAUUCGACGAACGGAGUCUCUGUUUGUAUCCUUUCAUCCAAGGUCUAUGGGGCAUAAAGUUUCCAAUCCUACUUUAUCCCGUUGGUUAAGGGCAUGUAUUACUUUAGCAUAUGAGUCUCUGAAGCUGUCAGUUCCAGCUAGUAUAACGGCUCAUUCUACCAGGUCAGCUGCCACUUCGGCUGCUUUUGCCACUAAUGCUCCUGUUGCCGAUAUUUGUAGGGCUGCAGUCUGGUCUACCCCACACUCGUUUAUAAGGCAUUAUAAAAUUGAUCGUUAUGCCUCUGCUGACGCAUCUUUCGGCAGACGAGUGUUGCAACAGGUUCUUAAUGAGGAUUAACACGUGGGUGGUCCCUCCCUGUAUGGGCUGCUGUGGUACAUCCCGCUGUGAUGGCCGGACUCAUAGGGAAAAUGGACCAUUGGUCUCACCUGAAGGGUGAUUUUCCUAUGAGUACGGACAUCACGACCCUCCCAGUUGGAGGAUGACUAUAUAUUUUCUAAUGUAUUAUAUGUUACUGUUACGCUAUUAUAUUUAAAUUUAAGAGUGAAGUCAAGACUUCUAGUUCUGUUAUACCGCUAUGUUGGAGUCAUGUUACUAUGCAUGGUACUAUUGUGUUAUUUUCCUGCUGCCAGGCCGGUUGGCCUUGUUCUUGUAUUUUUAGAUAUUUCUCCUUAGAUUCGCCGCGAAUGAACUGGAGAGUGGGAGGGGCCUGACGCCCCUAGUCUUGACUUCAAAGACAUUCUUGCCUUCGCACGAUAGGUGGAGCUAAAACCCGCUGUGAUGUCUGUACUCAUAGGAAAAUCACCCUUCAGGCUUUCUGGCAAGCAUGCUGCAGGAAUCUUUGCUGUGGGGAUGUUUUCGUUUUCUCGCCUAACAUGGCAGUGGUCCAUCACGGCAGAGGUUUUCAGCUUAAACAACCUUUUCGUGGGGCUCUUGAUGGCUCUCUCCGUUCGCUUCCAGGAGGUGAUGACCGCCAAAGAGAGAUCAAAGAUCUGUAAAGUAGGCGCCUUCUGCUGUGGACUGAGCUUGUGCAACCAACACACUAUUGUGGUCUACGUGGUCUGCAUCGUGCUGUGGGUUUUCUCUCGCUUGUUCAGGGAGGGGGAAUUGACCCCAGGCUACAUGCUGAAGUUGAGUUUCUGCUUCUUGGCUGGCUGCCUGCCUUAUCUCUACCUGCCUGCCUCUUCCUACCUAAGCAAAGCGCGCUGGACCUGGGGAGACCAGACGACCCUUAAAGGAUUUAUGAGCCAUCUUCUUAGGGAGGAAUACGGAACGUUCAGUCUGGUGAAUUCAGAAAAUGGAUCCAGUAUGACUGAUGUAUUGCUUUUUCAAGUGACCCAUAUGAAGACAGAGCUUUCCCCCAUUGUCCAAGCCCUCGCGAUUGCAGCGUGCUUGGCUGCCGCAGCAAGGCCAAAGGUGGAAAAGUCUCAUCUGGUCUGGCUGUUUACUUCAAUGCUCUUUGCCUACUCAUUUUUCUUCGCUUGGAGAGCAAAUUUGGAUAUUUCAAAGCCUUUGUUUAAGGGAGUGGUCGAGCGAUUCUGGAUGCAAAGCAAUGCAGUGGUCGCUGUUCUAGCUGGCCUCGGACUAUCCUCACUUUUCUCUCUUGGUGAGGCUGUCAUUGAAAAUAGCCGAUCGCUUCGCUGCCUGGAAUGGCUUGUUGCUGCCCUUCUCGUUACAGGACAAAUCUACUCCAAUUAUAGCAUCUGUGACCAAAGCCACAACUAUGUCGUUGACCAGUUUGCAAGGAAUCUCUUGUCAUCCAUGCCUCCAGAUGCCAUCAUCCUGCUAAGGGGAGACUUGCCGGGCAAUUCUGUUCAUUACCUUCAUAACUGCGAGGGAGUGAGACCUGAUAUUACCUUGGUUGAUCAAGAAUUGAUGACUCAUCCCUGGUACUUACCAAAGAUGUCAAAACAUUUGCCUGGUGUCAUCUUUCCUGGGAACCGAUGGAAUCCUGUGGAAGGGAUAUUAUCUGAUGGAACAACCACAUUUAAUCUGCAUCGCUUUCUCAAAGUAAAUAAACACAAAGAAACCUUUGUCUGCAUUGGACUCCACGAAGACGACCCCACCUGGAAGAAAGGCUAUUCCCUUUGGCCGUGGGGCUCUUGUGACAAGCUAGUGCCUUCGAAUGCUCCCUUUGACCCCGGCGAGUGGAUCGAGCGCACCAGGAAUCUCUACAACUGGAGCGAGGAAUAUGGCAGGUUUGAUUCGUCCUCGUGGGAGUCAGUGGCAAAUGAAGAGAUGUGGCAAGCCAGGAUGAAAACGGCCUUCUUUAUUUUUGACCUUGCGGAAACUGCUUGUGUGUCAGCGGAUGUAAAAGCACAGCUUUAUGCAUAUGCGUACAAUCUUUACAAGGAAAUUGUGAGCUCCCAUGAACCUCACCCGGUGAACUGGCACAAGAACUACGCAAUCGCUUGCGAGCGGAUGUUGCAUCUGCACCCAGAAAGGGCAGAUGUAGAAGCGCUGCUCUCCGAAGCCAUCAAACACUUCCUCCUUUACACAGAGAAAGCGGCAGAUGAUCCCCAGCAGGGCAGUAUUUUGCAAGCCAUAAAACAUCUGAAGAAAGAACUUCAGGGGUUGAGAAAAAUGAAUAAAGGAGGAAAGAGGCAGCAUGCAUAGGGCUUCUUUGCGGUCCCCUCGCUUUUCAGCAAGGUACAAAGUGAAAUCGAAUGAGCUGACAGCAGCUCACGGAAAUGAGCCCUUGGGGAAAGAAUGAAAAAUAAGAUGAAAAUAGAAGCUGAACAGUCUAGUGGGUGGAAAUGAAGCCAGCAUCUGUGUUGCUUCCUUGUGGUAUUUUUUUGAUUGGGAGAGAGGAGGCUAACGAAGAGGUAAAACGAUUGAGGGUUUAUUUAUUUAUUUACUUAUUUAAUUCAGCUUAUAUCCCGCCCGACUAGCAAACAGCUCUCUGGGCGGCAAACAUAGAAACAUAUACAAUAAUAAAAUUACAAGAUCAAUAUAACAAAUAUAAAAGUACAUCAUCUAAAAUACCAAUUACAACAUUUACAUAAAUAACUUAGAUUAAAAUGCCUCAGAGAAGAGAAAGGUUUUAACCUGGUGCCGAAAAGAUAAUAGUGUCGGCGCCAGGCGUACCUCCUCGGGGAGACUAUUCCACAAUUCGGGGGCCACCACUGAGAAGGCCCUAGAUCUUGUUACUACCCUCCGGGCCUCCCUAUGGGUCGGGACCCGGAGGAGGGCCUUCGUAGUAGACCGUAGUGUACAAGCCGGUUCAUAACGGGAGAGGCGUUCCUGCAGGUAUCGUGGUCCCGCGCCGUAUAAGGCUUUAUAGGUUAAUACCAACACUUUGAAUCUGGCCCGGUAGCAUAUUGGAAGCCAGUGCAGGCGAGCCAGAACAGGUGUUAUAUGCUCAGACCGCUUAGUUCUUGUUAGCAGUCUGGCCGCCGUAUUUUGCACUAGCUGUGGCUAUAUCAAACAAUGGGGAAAAAAUAUGUAUGUGAUGGAGAAAGUGGACAGGGAGACACUUUUCUCCCUCUAGUAGUCCUGGAACAUGGUGCUGAAUGAAGCAUGGUGCCCAUUCAGCUGUCAGUAUUUUGCAGGAGAGAUUCAGGUGCAUACUGGGAAAUUCAGGGUUGCUCAGUUAAAGUGCUCUGUAGAGCAACAAAUCCCCUUUAAAGAAGAAUCAGAUUUUUUGCACUUAGGAAAGCUGUGGGGAAAUGUGUUGGAAAGGCAUGAAUGAAUGCUUAGCAGGAGGACGCGUAAAUGCCACACCAUCAAAUCAGGACGAAUGCGGGAUGAAUGUUCGUUGCAUGACCUCCCCAACAACAAAAUCAGCACAAAUGCUCAGUAAAGGCAGGACUUCAUCCCACCACCGCGUAAACUUUGUUCAAGCAAAUCAGGAUGAAUGCGCAAUAAAUAGGCCGUCUAGAGGAGCCCAGUGUUGAGAUUCAGGACAAAAAUAAGUAUGCCUGCACCACGGAAUCCAUUGUCACAAGAUGGAGCUCUAGGAGAGCGUUGUUACGGAAGUAGAGCAAAGUGAGUUCCUUUCAAGCUGUUGAUAAGAAGAAAAGAAAAAAGCUGGAUCAGACCAAAGGCCUAUCCAGUGGGAAGCCAGAUGCCUCUGGGAAGCCCAUGAGCUAGACACGAAGGAUAUAAUAACUUUUCCGCUGUUGCUCCCCAGCGACUGAUAUUCAGUGGUAUACUGCCUCUGAACAUGGAGGUUGCAUGUAGCCUUCUUGGCUGCUAGUCAUCGAUAGAUCCAUCCACUCUGGAUUUGCUUCAUCCCCUUUCCAUUGGGAGUGGAGCUUGUGAAGGUGUUGUCUCUGAGUCCAGCCUCAUGGAGUGUACACCGCAGGAGAGAACAGUGCUCUUGCGCUCAGGGCCUGCUUGCAGGCUUCCCAUUGGAGCAUCUGGUUGCCCACUGUGAGAACAGGAUCCUAGACUAGGUGGGCCAUUGGCAGGAUCCAGCAAGGUUCUUCAUAUAUUCUUACUACUGUUCUGGCAGCGGUGCCCCAAAGGUCCUCUACUGUCCCUAACCCAGCAGUGGUAGAGCAUGCUUCUUCCACUAAUUAUUGCUAUAGGGAAAAGUGCCAGUUUGCUUGCUUGUCUGGAAGCUCAUGCUCCUUAAUCCUCUGUAUUUUGGGGACAAGAUAUAGAUUGCUCAGUGGUGAAGGAAGCAAGCUUCUGAAAACUCAUUGUAUUACUUUACUUGAUGCAGGGCUGAGCCUUUGAUUUUCAACCAUGUUCUGGAGCUGGGCACUGGCUUAUCCUUCUGUAUUACUCCUGAGACCAAUGGCCAAACUAUACGGAGUCACUUUAAAAGUCAAAUUAAACAUUCUCUGUAUAUGCUCUGCGGUAACAGCUGAAAGUUUGAAACAUUAAUCUGGUUUGAAUGUAAUGUUAAAACAAUGGUUUAGCAUUACAUACAGAAGGCUUGUGCACUCCCACCACCCCUCUCCUCUUCCAGCAUGACCGUGACGGUAGACUGGAAGCUUUUCCUUCCAUUUUCAAUUAACUGUGGUUUAUUGUCAUGCCCAAACCUGGGCAAACUGCGGUUAGUCUUAACUAUGUGUUAGAAACAAGGCAGGAUUGUAUUCCGUUGUUUGAAAGGUGGUUUGUUUCUCUAAACCAUAGUUAAGACUAGCCACAGUUUGUUUGGGUUUGGAUAUAAUAAGUAGUAACCGAAUUCAGUUGAAAACAGAAGUGAGUCUCAUUUACUUAACAUUAAACCAUAGUUUAGUGUGAUGUUAAAACAUAGCCAUUGAGUCAAUAGAAGUUGAUGGGAAUUUCCCCGUCGCUUGAGUGCAGUCGCUUUGGGCUGCUCUGGAAAGGGACACUUUCUCCCUAAGGAUCAGGUUCAUAGUCCGUGGCUGCUAUUAGACCCAGCCUAUUCUCUGGAGUUAAACCUUUCACCAGAUGAGGCAAUGUGCUAGUUAUAGCCUGUCCUGGACACAGAUAGCCUUUUUGUUGUUAUGUGCCUUCAGGUCGAUUACAACUUAUGGCGGCCCUAUGAAUCAGCGACCUCCAAGAGCAUCUGUCAUGAACCACCCUGUUCAGAUCUUGUAAGUUCAGGUCUGUGGCUUCCUUUAUGGAGUCAAUCCAUCUCUUGUUUGGUCUUCCUCUUUUUCUACUCCCUUCUGUUUUCCCCAGCAUUAUUGUCUUUUCUAGUGAAUCAUGUCUUCUCGUUAUGUGUCCAAAGUAUGAUAACCUCAGUUUCAUCAUAACCAGAGUUAUUAUCUGAUUGGAUUAUUGUAAUAAUCCAGAAGGGAAGGACCACAGGUCAGUGAUAGAGCAUUUGCUUUGCAUGCAGAAGAUCACUGAUUCAAUCCCUGGCAUCCUCAGGUAGAGCUUGAAACGUCCCCUGUCUGAAAACCUGGAGAGCUGUUGCCAGUCAGUGUAGACAAUACUGAGCUGGAUGGACCAGUGGUCUGUCUCAGUAAAAGGCAGCUUCCUAUGUUCUUAUCGGGAAUUCCCACCAAAAGCACCAAAUUUAUUAUCCUUAUUAUGAUGGUAUAAAGCUCCAGAAACGCAGAAGGAUCAGGUAGCAAGUGAUCUGAAGACAACCCUGGAUCCCCACUGCCAAUCAGAAAAGGCAGUACUAGGCUAGUUGGGCAAAUAGUUUAACUCAAUAUAAGGCAGCAUAACUCAGUUUAACGCGCACUGAAUGUGGGGCUGCCCACGAUGGUUAGUAGAAAAUUACAGCAAAGUUGAGGAUAGUUCCGAAACUAUGGUUAGUACAAAAUAACAGCUGCUGGGUUUGGAAACUAUGGUUGGUGCAAAAUAACAAGGACCUGUACUUGGUCCCCACCUUUUCAGGGCCUAAUUCAGGGUACUGGUUUUAAGCUUUAAAAGUUCUGUACAGCUUGGGACCAGCUUACUUUAGGGUCCGGCUUCUCUUGCAUGAGGCUGUCUGAUUACUAAGUCUCUCUUCAGAAGCCACUGUCAGAGUCUCUGUUCCUGCUAAGGUGAGACUGAGACAAUGUUUCAGCAGCAGGUGAAGAAACUUUUGAUGGUCCCAGGAUGUUAAAGACAUUGUAAGAGUUUUACAUAGUUCUUACCAGCCUUCUGUUUUUACCUCUUCGUCAGUUUUACUAUUUUCAAUGCUGUUUUUAUUUUUGUUUUUAUGAUAUAUUGUAUGUAUAUAUUGUAUUGUUACCCAUUCGGUUUUACCUGAAGAAGGGCAUAGCCAUGCAUCAAAUAAACAGAUACAU